UCUGACUUAUUCGCGUAAGUUUUUGCGUUGAAGAAGAGGAAGUAAUUACUUCGGAGGCUCUCACAUCCCCUCCAAUUCCUCCAAUCAUAACCUGACACCUUCAAUCACAAUGUCCCAAUCAGAAACCAUCCUCAUAACCGCAGGAUCAUACCGCUUUCUUGGAAUCCUAGAAUCCUCCUCCGCACCCCAAACCUGCGCCCUCUUCCGCUCCCUACUCCCCUACACCCAAAAGCUAAUCCACGUGCGCUGGUCAGGGGAAGGUCUCUGGAUCCCGCUCGGCUACAACGCUACUAAAUUCAACAUCCCGUUUGAGAACCACACUUCUCAUCCUGCACCUGGACAGAUCUUACUUUAUCCUGGGGGCAUCAGUGAGACGGAGUUCCUGUGGGCGUAUGGAGAAGUCAGUUUUGCGAGUAAGAUGGGACAGUUGGCUGCGAAUCAUUUUUUGACGAUUGUGGAGGGUGGGGAGAAUUUGAGGAAGCUAGGAGAGAAGGUGUUGUGGGAGGGCGCGUUGGAGGUUAGUUUUGAGGCGGCAAAUGAGGAGAUGAUCAGGGAAUUCAGAAGUGAGGGUAACAGUGGGGAAUGGAGAGUAGCAAAAUUAUGACUGAAACCGAGAUGAAGAAAUUUAAAGCUAUCAAGCAGGCAAUGAGACUUAAUAUGAAAUUUUGAUGUAGACACCAUAGAGAGAUACUCGGGUUCUCAAAAUCGAGUCAGACAUUU
Mollisia scopiformis is the source of this 720-nucleotide messenger RNA. RefSeq lists its product as uncharacterized. The coding region runs from base 110 to 604 and encodes 164 amino acids. The transcript is spliced from 2 exons. The record is from RefSeq and is a predicted model, not a curated record. Lineage: Eukaryota; Fungi; Ascomycota; Leotiomycetes; Helotiales; Mollisiaceae.